AUGAACUCUCAACAGAGUUACAGUAAGCAUCAAAAUUGUGAUCUUCCUAAUUUUUUCUCCGAGUUUCUCGAGCUUGAAGGUUCGCAGAACCUCCCAAUAUUCAGUCCUGAUUAUUAUUCUUCUGAAGGUAACUCCUUCACUACUAUUGAUCAUAAUGAAGCUGAUGAUCAUCAUCAUGAUCAGCAAUCUCAAAAGUCUCCAAAAUCUUCGGCCCAAGAUUUCACAACAAGCCGCGCGGUUGGGACGGAGUUUCCAAUAUUUUCCGAUGGACAUCAUCAUGAUUAUAUUCUUGAUCAUCAGCGAAAUGGGGUUGUUUUUUAUACUUCUUCCAAGGAAGCUCCGAGAAUUAGUGCUAAUAAACAGAGAAUAAAAUGGACUGAAGAUCUUCAUGAGCAGUUCGUGGAGUGUGUAAAUCGUCUUGGUGGAGCUGAGAUGGAGAAUAUUGAUCAAGCAUUUUAUUAUAUAGAGGCAACGCCAAAGAACAUACUGAAGCUUAUGAACAAGAAUAUGUUGACUAUUUUUCAUAUCAAGAGCCAUUUGCAGAGCUACAAAUUGUUGAUUAUAACUAAUAACUCGAUAUCGAUACAAAUCUUUGUGUUCUAUAUUGCAGAAAAAUCUGAGAACAUAGCCACUUCAGAUGGCACACUGGACAUGAAAAGUGGAAUGCAUAUAAAGGAAGCACUGCAAAAUGUCAAUAAUCGUCUUCAUGAACAACUAGAGAUUCAGCACAAUCUGCAGCUGCUUAUUGAAGAACAAGGAAAGCAAAUGAAAAUGAUGCUUCAACAGCAACAAAAAACAAACAAUAACCUCUUGAUGAAGUCUAUGCAUAUCACAGCCGAUUCUCAAAUGCAAGAUGAUCCGUGCAAUAGUUUUUCGACCGCAGAAUGUUCUGGAAGUUACCACUUUUCUAAUAUUAUCUAG
Messenger RNA from Morus notabilis, 921 nucleotides. Its product is annotated as myb family transcription factor PHL5. The record is from RefSeq and is a predicted model, not a curated record. The transcript is spliced from 6 exons. Bases 1 to 921 code for a protein of 306 amino acids. Gene Ontology annotation, molecular function: DNA-binding transcription factor activity; DNA binding. Lineage: Eukaryota; Viridiplantae; Streptophyta; Magnoliopsida; Rosales; Moraceae.